UUUCUCCAUUUGCUCCGAUGGCAAUGCCCUCAAAUCAAGAAUAGACGCUGUCUGUCUCGGUCGCUCUCUGGCUCUCGUCAAGAAGCUUCGACGCUUUCGUUUCAUGGCCGAGCUCUUCUCGUCUCCGUCUCGCUCCGAAUGUUCUCCGAAGCACCGGCGCCAUCUGCUCCGAUGGCAGUGCCCUCAAAUCAAGAAUAGACGGAGCUGGGAGCUGCUGUGGACGAUCGCGCGAGGAAUCGAACUGCGCGGUCUCCAUUAGGAAGCUUAAGGGCUAGGGUUUUGCUGGAAUAGCUUGUUCGCGGGAACGUUCCGUGGCGCACGCAGCGUCGUUACGCUUGAUCUGUGGCGACGGCUUUCUUGGUUUGCUCUCUGGCUGCUGAGUUUGUAGCUCGUAACGAGGGGAGAUGCUUGCGACUGUCUAAUAGUCGACCUCGACCUAUGCGACCCGCUACUUGUUCGAUUCUGUAGCUUUCUCUGCAAAAGGUAGGUACUUUGGGUCGGUGGCCGUUGAAAUUGGGCAAAUAAAAGUCACUGAAGGAGCGCUGGACGCUAUGGAUCCUACGAUAAUGAAGCUCCUCGAAGAAGAUGAGGACGAAAGCAUGCACUCAGGGGCUGACGUGGAGGCUUUCCAGGCUGCCCUCAAUCGGGAUAUUGGAGGCGAUACUUCGGCUUCUCAAGCAUCGUCAUCCAAUAAAGGUGUCUCCCAAGGAGACAAUAAUAUGCCCGGCCAAUCAUAUCAGGGAUGGCAACCGACUAACCAGGCUGCAAAUGCAAACUCUCAAACCCACCAAGAGCAAAAAAAUGCAGAACAUCAAGAACAGAUUUUGGCACAGAUGCAACCGCAGCAACAUGAAUCUCUUGCUGAUCCCCAACAAAAUAACAACUUGGAGGAAGUCAAUCAACUGCAGUUGAAGCAGAAACAAGUGCAAGAUGGUCAUCAACUCGGGCAAGGAGAACAAAAUUCUAUCCAGAUCAUGCAAUCUUCUGGGAUGCAAGUGUCAGAGAAGAAUUCCGUCUCUAUGAGUGAGCCAGGUAGAGUGCAUACUCUUGACAGUGAAUCUCAGUACUUAAAGUUACAGCAAAUGAGCAAUCAACAGGCAACGGUCCCCGAGCAACCACCAAAUAGGCCAAACCGUGUUAAACAAGUGCCAUUUGCAUUGUUGCUCCCUGUGAUUCUUCCCCAGCUUGAUAAAGAUAGAGCCAUGCAACUGCAAACCCUUUAUGCCAAAUUGAAGAAAAAUGAUAUUCCCAAGGAAGGGUUUGUUCGGAUCAUGAGAGGAAUUGUUGGAGAUCAGAUGCUGAAGUUGGCACUUACGAAAAUGCAAACACAGCCUCCCCCUCAGUUGCAUAUUCAAGGUUUGACUUCAGCUCCACAGCAACACCCUAGAACGCAGCCUGCUAGCGCUGCAAAGUUCAGUGAUUUGUCUCUGCCGGGCCAAGUCCAUUCUGCAAUGAUUAGAAAUGGUCCAAAGUCUGGAGAGGUGGAACAGAUACUAGAGUCUCGAUUAGUGCAGCAGCAGCCGCAGCAGCAUUUUCAGAACAUGCAGACAUUUCCUAAGUAUGGAAGUCCUGGUGGUUAUCAUCCAUUCAGCGGGACGAAUGUAAACAGUGCUGCUUCAUCUGUCAAAACAGAACCUAAUGAUUUACAAAUGAAGCAGGUUCCGAUUCAUCAAAGUUUGGGUUCAAUUCAGCCAGGAGGGGCAGCUCAGACAAUUAGCCUGGUGACUGCACCAAAAUUUGAUCGGCAGCAUCCUAACAAUGAUAACAAGAGAGGGCAAUCUUCUGCUCUCCCACCAUUUGCAAGUAAUGUAUCACUCCAACAAAAUUCGGUCCCUUGGAAAUCGUCUACUGCUAAAGACCAAAGUUCGGGUGCCGUCUCAUCAGCAGCCUUUGUAAAACAGGAACCUGUUGAUCAUUCUAGCAAUCAACAAAAAACACAGUUGUCUUCCCUUCACAGAUCGUCCUCUGUUUCAGCUGGACAUCUUGAGCAAAGAGUUCCCAUAUUAGAAACCUCAAGGGACAAUUCACUUGAACAGCAGUCCCCAGGAACCAGUUUCUUGGCUCCUACUAAUACUACUGGGACUUUGCAUCAGGGUUCUCUCGCCACAACACCAGCUCAGGAUUCUAAUAUCCAGCUAGGCUCCCGAACAGCAUCCACACCAGCUGGGAAUAAUGCAAGGACACCUAAAAAAACUUCUGUUGGCCAGAAGAAGCCUCUCGAAACACUUGGUUCUUCGCCUCCUCCCUCAAGUAAGAAGCAAAAGGUAUCUGGGACCUUUGCAGAUCAAAGCAUUGAACAACUCAUUGAUGUCACUGCUGUUAGUGGGGUCAAUCUCAGGGAAGAGGAAGAACAGUUGUUUUCUGGGCCUAAGGAUGACAGUCGAGUCUCAGAAGCAUCCCGAAGAGUUGUCCAAGAGGAAGAAGAAACUCUGAUAUUGCAGCGAGCUCCCUUGCAGAAAAAAUUGGUGGAGAUCAUGGCCCAAUGUGGGGUGAAGAAUAUAGGCAAUGACGUAGAGCGGUGUCUGUCUAUGAUUGUGGAGGAGAGGUUGCGCAGCCUACUGUGCAAUUUAAUUAGAGUUUCAAAGCAGAGGGUUGAUGUCGAGAGGUCCAGACAUCAGACCAUUGUCACUUCAGAUGUCCGGCAGCACCUUAUGAUUUUGAACCGCAGAGCUAAGGAAGAAUGGGAGAAGAAACAGGCUGAAGCAGAAAAGCUAAGGAAACAAAGCGAGCCUGAGAGCAGUCCAGGAGUUGAUGGUGAUAAAGAAAAGGACGAAGGUCGUGGAAAAUCCGUGAAGGCAAACAAAGAGGAAGACGACAAGAUGAGGACAACUGCUGCAAAUGUUGCUGCCCGAGCUGCUGUGGGAGGAGAUGACAUGUUAUCCAAGUGGCAGCUUAUGGCUGAACAAGCCCGUAAAAAACGUGAGGGAGGAUUGGAGGCAGCAUCUCAGGUCGGUAAAGAUAGCCGAAAAUCUUCAAUUUCUGGAAGAAGUAAUAAGGACAAUCAAGAAGCAGGAAGAAGGGGACAGACUGCAUCUGGGACCAUUAGAAGAUUAGGAAGGAACCAAGCUAUUGCAUCACAACCGAAGGUAGCUCGAACAAUUUCUGUCAAGGAUGUGAUUGCUGUUCUGGAAAGGGAACCUCAGAUGGCGAAGUCUAGUCUCAUCUACCGCCUUUACAAUAAAGUUCGUUCUGAAACUAGUGCUGAAUAAUUGAAGUGGCAAUGUUGGUCUCAGCUUUUUAAAUUCCUAAUCCGGCUACUCUUUCAAAUCAUUCAAUGAAGUGCAAAAAGCUGUUGAUCCAGAUCGAGUCUCACCACCGUACUCAUUCUUGAUGGGGAAAACAAUUAUCCUUUUAUGGUUGCGGUAGACACUAAUCUUAGUUCAUCCUCUUUGAAUUUAGGGAUGUCUAGUGCAUUUUCCUGGUAUAUCAUCUGUAUCAUAGCUUUUCUUCUUUUGAUUUUGCAUGUAUUUUGCAGCAAUCCCUCUGCUGCAAUUUUUUUUUUUUGCAGUAGUUGGGUUUCCUCAGUACAUAUCUGGUAUUAGGAUUUCUCAUUGUCGAUAUGCAGUAACAUUUCUUGUGAUUGAAUUGUUGGGAAUUUAGGUGAAUGAGAAGGUUUUCUAUAUGCAUAUUUUGGAGGCCACAUCAACUCAUUAAAGGAAUGUUGUCAAAUAAAAUCACUGGCUUUUUUCUUCCUCAGAA
This is a messenger RNA of Syzygium oleosum, 3699 nucleotides long. RefSeq names its product transcription initiation factor TFIID subunit 4b-like. Gene Ontology annotation, biological process: transcription initiation at RNA polymerase II promoter. The record is from RefSeq and is a predicted model, not a curated record. Bases 552 to 3209 code for a protein of 885 amino acids. Gene Ontology annotation, molecular function: RNA polymerase II general transcription initiation factor activity; DNA binding; protein heterodimerization activity. Gene Ontology annotation, cellular component: transcription factor TFIID complex. Lineage: Eukaryota; Viridiplantae; Streptophyta; Magnoliopsida; Myrtales; Myrtaceae. The transcript has 14 exons.